CCCGUAUGGGAGUGAGCAGAAGAACCAUCCGACAACUUGAUGAUUCUUAGUUUGGUUACGAAUAGGAUUAGUUUAGCCCAUAAUUUUGCAGCACCUACAUAAUGGUAUCCCACCAACCAUAUGACUCGUACGGUAAGGAUUAGGUUUUAGUAAGGUUCAACAUCCAACGGUUACAAAAACUCUGACUGUUCAUUGUAUAAGCCGAUUCUGAAGGUCUCUUUUCUCAACAGCAACUCUCGUCUUCUCCUUCUCCUUCUCCUCUGCAGAUCUCUUUCCCAAACCUCUACAGUCUCAUAAUCUCACCGCUCCACCAAAGAGGAAAUGGCUGAAGCAAAGAGUGGAAUGAGGAAGGCCAUUUUUACUAAGGUAGAUCAACUGCGUCCGGGGACUAGUGGACAUACUCUAACUGUGAAGGUUGUAGAUGCAAAGAUGGUGUUACAGAAAGGUGGACCUCAAAUGCGUCAAAUGCGUAUUGCUGAAUGUUUGGUUGGAGAUGAAACUGGGUUGAUUAUUUUCACUGCAAGGAAUGAUCAAGUCGACUUGAUGAAAGAAGGUAGUACCGUGAUCCUGCGGAAUGCUAAAAUUGACAUGUUCAAAGGAUCAAUGAGGCUUGCAGUGGACAAAUGGGGUCACGUUGAGGUGACUGAAUCUGCUAGUUUCACUGUGAAAGAAGAUAACAACCUCUCAUUGGUGGAAUAUGAACUCGUCAACGUCGUUGAAGAAUAAGCCUUUUUGCAAUGUUGGGAUUCAAAUUAAUGCUUCAACUACAUGGAACUUCUAAGUUGUGCGGAAGAUUUACAGCAACAACGAAACAUGGGCACAGGAUAAUGAUUGAGUUCCUUUCAGCAAUGCAGAGGGACAAUAAGAAGAUUAGAUACUGUAAUGGGUUUAGUUGAUGCUUUUAUGUUUCUGGUAUUUAUCGAAGAUCUGACUAUUAAGUUAAAUAACUUUAAUUCUCUUUGUUAUUUUGGAAAUAUGGAAGAAUGAUUUUACAGUGUUUAGACUUCUAUCUAAAACUAUAAUGUGUCAGAUUGGCUGCGUAUUUUUUUUAUAUUGCAUAUUGUUCUCUGUGAAUUUUCUUAC
Messenger RNA from Papaver somniferum (opium poppy), 1083 nucleotides. RefSeq lists its product as uncharacterized. The coding region runs from base 322 to 726 and encodes 134 amino acids. Lineage: Eukaryota; Viridiplantae; Streptophyta; Magnoliopsida; Ranunculales; Papaveraceae. The record is from RefSeq and is a predicted model, not a curated record. The transcript is spliced from 4 exons.